UUUUGAGGGGUCCGUGGUGGCUGCGCAGCUGCACUCCGCACUCGCUCCGUGCCGAGGCACAGGCACUCCCGCUCCUUCCUGCCCGCUCUUGCCGUCGCCCUCGAGGACGUCCCGGGACCGCCUGGACGAAAAGAGGCUCCUCAGCCCUUUCAUCAUUCUUCCCGGCCGUCCCGGUCCUGUUCCGACGCCGCUCCGGGAUCUCUCUAUGCCCGCCGCCCUCCUCCGUAGGAGCCGCUAGCGCAGGGACAGCGUCCUUCUCCUUCUCCUCCUCCUUCCGCCGCCGUCGCCUCUUCCUCCUCCUUCUCUCUCCGCCACCAUUUCCCCACUCCCCGGCCCCGGGGCGCUGAGCUAGACUAUGGGGACCAGGUCGGGGCCGAGCAGCGGCAGAGCGGGCGGCCCGGUCACCGUGUCCCCUGCGGCAGGGAUGGGGGGGCUCCGCGGCUUCGUGGCUUUAUCUUGACAUGGCUCCUCUCCGUGCUGCCAGCACCGCCGCCACCUCCUCCUCCACUGCUCCUCCUGCGCCCGCCGGCUGCGGGUAGCGAGCGGGCCACGGUCCCGGGCUCUCGUCUGAGCCUCUCAGUCUCUUGCUUAACUGGGGGGAAGCUUUGGAAGGGUUCCUUUUUUUUGUUUUUGUUUUCCUUUGGUUUUUGUUCCUUUUUCUCCGGGGAGAGAAGGGGAGAAAUACUUUUUUCCCCCCUCCUCUUCUUAACCUGGUCCGACGAAUUUGCUAACCUAAAAACUUUUAAACCCCGACUAAUCAAACACCUGGGGAGGGGGAAAAAUGUCUGGAGAGAGGAAGAAAAUAACCUGAUAAUUGGGGAUUUGUUUUUUUUUUUUCGGGGGAGGGUGAUUUAGAGGUUUAAAAUUGCAACCUAGAUUGCAAUUUUAAAAAAUACAAACAAAAACCUCGCAAAGAAGUCUGUCACCGAAAAGCAGGAGCAAGACGCACUCCAUGUUUUCCGAGUCGUGGCCAUGAAGUGAGAGGGGAGAGAGGCGGUGCUGCUGUGGGUGUCCCGCUGCCCCGGGCGCGGCCGCCCUGCGCGCAGAGAGAAGCCCAAGGGAAAUCCAGGAGCGCCCGCCAUGCACAGCCUCGGCUGACGGUGCUCGCAGCAGCAGAGAGAGAGGGAAGGAUCCCCGGGGGAUCAGCAGCCCAGGGAGCGUAUGAGGUGUCGGGGGAUGUAGGGCUCUCCCACUGGUAGGGAGCCCGGGUUUGGGGCACUGAUUCAGGUUUAAGUCUUUCGGUGAGAUAAUACUGUCCUUGAAUCCCUGUCCGCCCCUUGUCAAUGGCCAUCAUGAUCCCUCUCCUCUUCGGCAGCAGUAGCCUCAGGGUAGCGAUGAGCAGGAUGAAGUUAGAAAUGACUCCGCUGUCUUUUCUCUUUGCUCCCCUGCAAACCAGCGCUUUGUUGUCUGUAGUUGAUUUUGUUGUUGGCGGCAGAGAAAUGUCAUACUUCCCGGGUUGUGCACUCCUCCUUUGCACCCUUUUCUCUGCUCUCCAUCAAGUGUAAUAAUUCUGAAGAAGAAGACGGGCAACAUAGCAAUAGUGGAAGGCUGAGAAUAAUAAUCAGUAGAGUCAUGAAUCUGGCUGGGGUAGAACGCAGUUUGUAAUUUCAGCUUCGGGUUUUUUUUUUGUAAGCAGAGCAAAAGUACCCCCCCAUGGAUUGGGCUUGUGCCAGUUGCUUUUUAUUGUACACAUAAAUUGUGAUUUGUUUGGGGUUUGUUUUCUUUUUUCCCCCUUCAUUCUUACCCACUUAUUCCUGCAGCUAAACUGUUCAAAUUUUUCUCUUCGAAAUUCUUUGGGUUUUUUUCUUGAUUUAUUAUAAAACCUUUUGUCCAGCCAUGGCUGGACAACUACUUUCUUUGUUUCUUGACCCCUCCAAUACGACGUUCUCAUAAAGUAUUGCCUGAGGUGCGGUUUUGCGUUACAUUAGCGUUUGAUUUAUUCAGUUGUAUUAGCAGGAAUCAAACGACUUGUUUCUGUUGUACUUAAGUCUUACGAGAAGGUGCCCAUAGUUUAGCGACAGUUUCUAAAGGCUUUAGUACCACCUGUAUUUCAAAAUGGGGGACCCAAACUCCCGGAAGAAACAAGCUCUGAACAGACUUCGUGCUCAGCUUAGAAAGAAAAAAGAAUCUUUAGCUGACCAGUUUGACUUCAAGAUGUACAUUGCCUUUGUGUUCAAAGACAAGAAGAAAAAAUCAGCACUUUUUGAAGUGUCUGAAGUGAUACCAGUCAUGACCAAUAACUAUGAAGAAAAUAUCCUGAAAGGUGUGCGGGAUUCCAGCUAUUCUUUGGAAAGUUCCUUAGAGCUUCUGCAGAAGGAUGUAGUACAGCUCCAUGCACCCCGCUACCAGUCCAUGCGCAGGGAUGUGAUCGGCUGUACCCAGGAGAUGGACUUCAUUCUAUGGCCUCGUAAUGAUAUUGAGAAGAUAGUCUGUCUCCUGUUCUCUCGGUGGAAGGGAUCUGAUGAACCCUUUAGGCCUGUUCAGGCCAAGUUUGAAUUUCAUCAUGGUGACUAUGAAAAACAGUUUCUGCAUGUUCUGAGCCGAAAGGACAAGACUGGAAUUGUUGUCAACAACCCUAACCAGUCAGUGUUUCUCUUCAUUGACAGACAGCACUUGCAGACUCCAAAAAACAAAGCUACAAUCUUCAAGUUAUGCAGCAUCUGCCUGUACCUGCCACAGGAGCAGCUCACUCACUGGACGGUUGGUACCAUAGAGGAUCACCUCCGUCCUUACAUGCCAGAGUAAGGUACUGGCCAGCAAAAUGGGGAAGAUCACAGAAUGCAGCAGUGGAUUUUCACUUUCCUCACCACUUCAUUCUUUCAGAAUUUAGAAGAAAAUGGACUCAUGUUCAGAACACUAUACAUUGUGAAACUUGAUCAUCCUGGAUUUUUUUAAUCAUUUGUAUCUCAGAACUUUGCAAUUUUUUUUAAAGAUGUUUUCUGCAUGGACCUUGUGAAAGAGAGGAUGCUCUGCACACUUCUGCACUGCAUCAGCAUCUUACUGAAAUGUGAAAUGAAGGGACUGUACAUUGAAACAAAUGUAUCUGAAAGCACAAGGUGAUCAUUUGUGGUGGUGUUCCCAUUUGUGCUGGUCAUGCCCCCUAACAUCUCUAAUGUUAACCAUCAGUAUUUUGAGGGUGAGAAGUGAAUGUAACGGGUAUAAAAGCCUUAUAGCUUUGCUGUUCAUGAUUGUAUAGAAGAGCACUAUCAUUCAUUCUAAUGAACGAAGAAGUGGCUAUUACAAUAGGAAGUAAGUGUGGGAAAGAAAUCUUUCUUCAAAAAGAAAAGCAUCUCAUUAAAUGUAUCGGCAUUUUUUGCCUCUUUUAUUUUGCUGGGCCAUGUCUUAAGUUUACUGGCACUUUUGUUUUGGAUCUCUUUCCCCAAGUUGCUGUAUAACAGUAUGAAGGUAUUCUUUUGAGUUAGAUGCAUUUAUACAGAUGAGGCAGACCUGGAGUCUGAAGUUGCUAAAGCAGCUCAAAAAAAGGUAAAAUAAUAGCUGCAGAAACAAUGUUGGUAGAGGAUUAUUUUUUCUUGAGAUUUGAGACUUGUAAACUUGCAGGUGAACUGUGCAGGAAAUACUGGUUUCUAAAACAUUUCUUACAGAAAACCUGUUGAGGUUUUUUUUUUUUUUUUUUUCCUUUCUUUUGGAAUAGACAUUAUAAACCAAUGUAAAAUAGUGUUCGGAGUGUCAAAAGUUGGUUCUGACAGAAUAUUUUAAGAUUGUGCAAUGAUAAAAGGAAGACUACUGUAUAGUUUUGAUGACAAAGAAGGCUCUGCUUAAGGGUUGAGUACUUUACUGGAGUAAAACUGUAUAAGCCUACUCCUUUUGGAUAAAACUAGUGCUUACCUGUUUAAAACUUGUAUUUAGCUUUUGUUUGGAAUUGGAAAAAAUUGGAAAUUAAAUAAAUUAGGUAAAAGAUG
Molecule: messenger RNA, 3920 nt
Organism: Vidua chalybeata
Lineage: Eukaryota; Metazoa; Chordata; Aves; Passeriformes; Viduidae
Gene: C1H6orf62
Product: chromosome 1 C6orf62 homolog
Exons: 5
Coding region: 2056-2745 (229 amino acids)
Source: RefSeq, a predicted model, not a curated record